Molecule: messenger RNA, 174 nt
Organism: Caenorhabditis briggsae
Lineage: Eukaryota; Metazoa; Nematoda; Chromadorea; Rhabditida; Rhabditidae
Exons: 1
Coding region: 1-174 (57 amino acids)
Source: RefSeq, a predicted model, not a curated record
AUGAAAACGAUUCAGAGUUUCGUCAAAAUCGUGCAUGCGCAGAGUGUCGCAGUGGAAAAUGAAUACGAUUUCAGUAAAAAACAAUGUUUGGAACUCACAGACGUAACGUUUUCAGGAUUUGAAGACAACUCGAACUAUGUAAAGAAGAUUUUUUUUGCACUGCACAUUAUGUAG